Molecule: messenger RNA, 7318 nt
Organism: Paramuricea clavata
Lineage: Eukaryota; Metazoa; Cnidaria; Anthozoa; Malacalcyonacea; Plexauridae
Source: the annotation of a GenBank genome assembly
UGAUCACGAGAUGUUUCGCAAUAUAUUCAGAUAGAAAGGCAUUGUUUUACAGAAAGAACGAAUAUCUACAGUGGAACAUGUUGCUGUGAAAAUUUCUGGUAAGUUUGUUCAUAUUUCUACAUUACAUUCACACGAGAGCUGACGAGAUCGCAACUGGACGCAAAUUAGUCGCGUUUCAUUUUAUAUUCACACGGGAAUUCGUGCGGUUAUCUGAGCUCCAAUUGUCCUCCUUCGUGGAUCGCGUGUUAACGCGAAGCAAGACAGUUUAAACUUGAGCAUUGAACGUAGUCUCAGACCAUACUCAAGUUUUCAUGAUUUCUCAUGGGUGUUCUCCUAGGACGUAUCAAACCAGACGAACUAGAGCCUAGCUCUCCGUACCAAUUCCCGUGUCAACACUGCACAUGAAACCGAACUAAUGCGAUGUAUACGGUUCUGAAUUCAUCAGAUUUCGUACGAUCGCGCAGUCUCAAUGUACGAAUUUUUAAUUGUAAGUCCUUUUUAAUGAGAUGCAAGAGCCCCUAGCGGGUUACUUCGUGCGAGCAGUCAGGACUAGUAGAAAUCAGGCUUUAUAAGAUAACCUAAAAAUGUAGAAUAAAAUCAGGUUUUAUAGGGCAAGACCGCUGAAAUUGCGAGUUCAAAUCUCUGUGUAAAUAAGAUAGCAAUUUCCUUUGUUGUUGCUGGGAAAUAUUGACAGUUGUUUUAUAUUUAACAGAUACUUUCAUGGCGAAUAUAAAUCAAUUAGAUGACAUUGAAGAAAGAAUAAAUGUAAUGAUGCCACAACUGGAUGAAAUUAUUGCCAGUCAACAAGAUAUAAGCAAUGAAAUUAUUGACAGACAAGAAGGAAUAAGCGAACGUCAGGAGCAAAUAAAUCGAAGACAAGAUGCAAUCGAACAGCAACUGAAUAAAGUAACGGAAGAUCAGGACGAAAUUAUACGAAAUCAAAAUGUAAUUAAAGAUCAUCACAUUGUAAUAAUAGAAGCACAACUGGAUCAAACUAUUCAAAAUCAAAAUCAUAUAAGAACAAAUCAAGAUGAGAUGAAAGCAAAUCAAGAUGAGAUGAAAACAAGUAGAAAUGAAGAAAAAGAGAAAAUGGAACGUCACUUCGCAGGAAUUAAAAGAAAAUAUGAUGAAAUAAAUUAUCAAGUGGAGGAAACCAAGGUAAGAUCAGAAUACAAAAAUGGCAAGUUUUAAGACUAUACAACUUAAUAAUAGUAAGACUGGAAACUAUGAAAUUCUGCUCUUUGUCACAGACAAUGAGAUUAUUAUUCUGCUAUUCUCCAUGUUGAGCUUAAAUUGUACCACUUCUAAGCCAAUCAAAUUGAAGCUCGGCGCCUACGCCGCUUCAGUGGAUAUAGGCUUGUACAGUAAUCAUCGAGCCUGAGGCGACUAAUUGUUAAAUAAAAAAGCCUAAAAAGUAACUUAAUUUGUACAGUAAUGUGCGUAUUUGUAUAGCCCCAGCGAGUUAACGCUCCGUAGAGCGUCUUGUUGAUAAAUAGAAAAGCCUAAAAAGUAAUUUAAUUUGCUAUAAGAGCAAUAUUAGAGCCUAGAAACAUUUGCUGAUGACACAAUUUUAUCAUGUUAAGGGCAUUUAUCCAUAUAGAUAUCGAAUACAAACUUAACAAAGACCUAGUAAAUGCUCAAAAAUGGUUAUCAGCGAAUAAACUAACAUUAAACAACGAAAAAACUAAAUAUAUGAUUAUUGGAUCUCGGCAACGAUUGAAAAACUUAGAUCACGUGCCAAAAAUCAGUAUAAACGGACAUCAAAUUGAACGAGUUUAUAAAAAAGAAGUUUUGGGUAUAGUUAUAGACGAUAGACCUAGCUGGAACAGGCAAAAUGAAGAACAAUGCAACAAGAUAUCAAAAAAUAUUAAUCUUUUAAGAAAAGCCAAAGAUUUUGUUGGCCUAGACAGGCUAAAAAUUAUGUAUAACGCAUUAGUCAUGCCUCAUUUCAACUACUGUUCAACUGUUUGGCAAAAUAACAACCAAACACACUUAAUAGACAAAUUGUAUAAACUUCAGAAACGAGCAGCAAGAAUAAUAAUAAAUUCGGACUAUACUAUAAGAUCUUCUGACACUUUUCAAAAACUUAGCUGGAAACCUCUUGACUUAAUUUUGAAAAAGCGAGAUCUUUUUAAGACAUUUAAAGCAAUUAAUGGCAUGCUUCCAGAAUACGUAACACAACUAUUUCACACUUGUGAAAACAGUGGUUAUACGUACUGCGCAGUAGUAAUUUAAAGCUGUCUCAACCAACACCGCGGAAAAACGUCUGCGCAUGCGUCAACCUUACCUAUAAUAGUAUUGCGAACUUGAUGAAAAGCUGUUCCGAACGUUUCCGAAGGCUCAAAAUGGCGUUAAAAAGGAGUGACUUCAUUGUGCGUCUUUACAGCCAGAUUUCGAGUGCAAAAAUAAACAUGUCAUUCUAAAAACUAGGAAUAAAUACAGCCAGAAGGUUCAAGAAAUUGUAUUGUACAAUAACAUGAACUAAAGGUGAUUGUUGACAAAUUUAUCGUCUGAAACAUUUUGUUUAUCAACUAAGCAACGACAAUUUCCGAAUUUUCGUUUGAGAUACAUUUCUUUAAAAAAAACUGUGUCGCCAAAUAUAAAAAAUUUUCGUGUUCACAAUAAUUAAACUUUAGGAUUUAUUCUUCAAUUUGAGUGGGUUAAGAACCUUAACUUUUCGAGAGUUUUCUUAACUUUUGAGUUUGAAUUUUUGUUUAGAAUAAUUUUUCAAAAAUUUUCGAAGUCGUGUCCGUUAAAAUCAACAAUUUCUUACAUGAAUUAUAUUUCAUUCCAUACUUUAAAUGCCAGGACGCUUUCAAUUAAUGUCUAGUCUACCCAUUUGCUAUAUUUUCUCGUUUGUUUUACUAAUUUUUGACCAAUUAAUAAGCAUGUUUUUGUUUUAGAAAUUGAUAUUCAAAUUCCCCGCCAUAUUUUCAUAAUUUGGUGCAUGCGCAGACGUUUUUCCGCGGUGUUGUCUCAACCUAGACCAAAAACGAAUUUCUUAAAAAAUAGCCUUUCGUACAGAGGAGCAGCGUAUUGGAAGAACAUCCCAAUAAACUUGUUGAAAACCCUAAGAGAGUCAACAAGUUUAAAAUCUGUCCAUCAUCUAUUAAAUAAUCACAUCUUGUAAAUAAGUAAAUAAGUAUAUUUUGUAAAUAAGCAUAAUUUAUUCUGAAUCUUUUUUUUAACUCGUGGUCACCUGGUCACGCGUGGGCCACGUGUGACCACGAGUUUGUGGUCCGUGUCAUCAAUGAGAUGUCUUGACACUUCUACUUUAACUUAUAGAAAAAUGUUGACGAGAUGAAGCAAUCUCAAGAUGUUAUAAACGUCAAAAGUAAAUAAAAUGAAAAUAAGAAAAGUUGUCGAACAAUUCUGCAUGUUUCACUCGUAAAAACGCUACAUACGUCUAUACCUGAAAACGUUGCAAAGCUUUCAUCCUGUAAGCCCUAAGAUUUUCGUCAUUGCACAAAUUAUUUUACUGACAAAGAUUUGAGCUUACGGAUUGCAAGCUUUGUCAAAAAACGAUCAGUCUGAUGUUUUCCACAAAACAGAACAAUUAUGAGUGAUGUAUUUUUAAUCACUGCCUGAACUAUAUUUUAUCAAAAUGUAUGCAGAGUCAUCUCUGAGAUAUCUGACCAUUAAAGUGCUUAUGUCAUGAUUUAGAAAUUUUAAAUAUUUUUAUCUGUGGUGCAUUUUAUGAAGAAAUGCAAUAUAUCUUUACAAGAAAAUAUACCAUCUUCAUAGGAUUAUCAGCCCUCAAAGUUACCGGAUAUGACAUCAAAUCGGGAAUUUUAUACGCUAGAAACAAAAUAAAUCUAAUUUGCAAUUCCCGGUUUGAUGUCAUAUCCGGUAACUUUGAGGCCUGGGGCCGGUUGUAUAAAAACGUAAUUAGCGCUAACUGUAGUUAGGGUUAAUCACUGUAGUUAAAUCCUUAACUGUAAUUAGUUAACUACAUGACUUAACUGCGUUGCACAAAACGUAGUUAGUCGGGUAGUUAACUAAUCACGUAGUUAACUGUGCGUGGGGCUUGCGUGGGGCGUUUAAACACAAAAUUACAUAAAGUAAGCAGCGAGUAACGACCGCUGACACACAUUUUCAACAUGAUUGUGGACUCGUAUUUUGCAAAUAGGCGGGAAUUUUAUUCAAAACACUAGAAAACAGUGAAAAAUAUACAAGAAAACAAGGAAAAACCGCCACAAAAAUCAUAAAAGAAUGCAGUUUUUCCUUGAGAUGCCUAUGUUAAACCAAGGUAUAGCUGUUUGGCAAUUAUAUAUCAGUGUUUCUUGGUGUAAUGGACCAUACUUCGUCUUCGAGAAAUCGUCCUGUGCAAAAAUAUGUUCUGUUUUCGUAAAAACACCAAAGCGAUAGCGUUUGAAGAGUUUAUAUUGUCAGGAAACAUUCACAGGGAAGAUAGCGAUUGAAAAUCUCAGGUAACCGUUGCUUUUCAUUGUUGUUUUACUGAAAAAUGUUGUUCACUCCUAUACAAACGCCAUUUUUAACUACGUUUUGGACAGUUAACUAUACCCUAAAGCAUAGUUAACUUUAACUACUUUUUAACUGCAGUUAAGGCUAACUACACUUUUAUACAACCGGCUUAACUACGUGAUUAAAGUUAACUACUUCUUAAGGCUUUUUAACUACUUUUUAACUGCAGUUAGUGCUAACUACGUUUUUAUACAACCGGCCCCUGAUAAUCCUGCAAAGAUGGAAUAUUUUCUUUUAACGAUAUAUUGCAUUUCUUCAUAAAAUACACCAAUAACUACAAAUAAUAAAUUACACAAAUCAUGACAUAGGCACACUUUAAAGUUUUUAAUUUUACUAUUCAGGAUAAUGUUGACGAGAUGAAGCAAACUCAAGCAGAAAUGAAAGCAGAUCAAAUGGCGUUUGAAGUCGAGGUAAGGAACCAAUUCGAAAGAAUGACAGUAAUGUUGAAUCAGCUGUUGCAAGGAAGAAAUUUAAACAACAAUGGCGCUGAAGUUUUAGAUCCACCAGUUCCAGUCAACAACAAAGACAUUAUUGUUCUUGGCGGUUGGUAUGCCCCAGGACGUAAAAGUGUAUCCAAUACAGUUGAGAAAUUCAACAUAGUAGAAGGGAAGUCGACUCGGCUACCAAAACUAAAUCAUCCUCGAGCAGCAUCGGCAUCAUGUGUUUACAACGGUGACGUCAUCAUCACUGGCGGCUACGAUGGUCAAGCUGGUACAGACAGCAUUGAGAUUUUAAAGAUAAACCAGGAUUCUUUACGAUGGAUGAUCUUUGAUGGUAAACUGCCGGUCAAGUUAUCUGGUCAUGACGUUAUAGUUUAUCAAGGUAAACUAUACGUCAUGGGAGGCUAUAACGGGAGUGAAAAGAAAACAACCGAUAACAUCUACGAGCUGUCUAUUAUCCCGCCUUAUACUGCCAAGCUGCUGGCUAGAAUGCCUCAGCCAAGAAGAUUACACAGAGCAGAGAUUGUAAAUGGCAAACUAUUUAUCUUGGGAGGAUCGACAACAAACCAUAGUGAAGGCGCCAUUGAUAGCGUUGUCGUGUAUGAUUUCAUCAAGAAUGAGGUCGAGCCAUGUACACCGUUACCCAAGUCUGUCUGUAGAAUGUCCUCAGUUACUUGGGGCAACAUGGUCAUACUUAUUGGCGGUAAGGAUAAGAAUGGCCAGGUCUUAAAUGAAGUCACCAUGUACGACACUGAAUCAGGACAAAGUCAGAAGUUGCCUCCACUGAUACACAAGAGGAGUGGUUCCUCAGCAGUAAUUAUGCAUGACGUCAUUGUUGUAUUGGGAGGAAGAAAUAAGGAGGAGGGAUUUCUCAACUCAGUAGAAAGUUUCACAAUGGGAGAUGAUCAUUGGAGAGAGCUUCCAGGGAUGAAGGAAAAAAGAUACUUCGCAACUGCUAUAUUAAAACCUCCAUGUAAGUACUCCAUAUAAACUUCUUAUUCGUCUUUGCAUGAAUAUCAUAAAUGAUCCAAUAAACGCCCACUCUCUAAUAAACGCCUUCUAUCUCAUAGACACCGCGGUCAACCCAGACUUUGUUAAAAUAGAUGCGUCUCUCUUUAAAAAGCCUGGUAUGUGAUAAACGCUCCUCGCCCUACUGAAGAGUUUUCAAGAUUUAAAUUAUUUAAUUAAACAUUAAUUAGAUUGAACGCUUAUUAAAUUAUUAAUGUUGGGCAUAUAUGUGUAAUGGAAUGUAAGAGCUAUAAAAGUUGAAAAUUUUGACUUUCGUUCACUCUGCAAACUCUUGGAAAGUGUUAUUUAAGAAGCCUAGAUAUGCCGUAUGUAAGAAUAAACGCCAUUCUCUAACAGACGCCUUUAUCUAAUAAACGCCCCCUUCAAGGUACGAAAAUUUAAAAAUGCCCAGGGCGUUUAUUGGAUCAUUUACGGUACUUUGUGCCAUGAGAGUUGAUCAUCAGAUUUAUAAUUUCAUGUCCUGUAGAUACUAAAUAUGCACACAAAAGAAAAUAAAUAACAUCGACUGAAACCUGAUCAUAAAACACGGGCCAUGAGUUCUAACUCUUCAAUGAUGGUUACGGUUCAGGGUUGUUUAAUGCUCAGGCUUCAGUCAAUGUUAUUUAUUUCCCUUUCAUUUGCAUAUUUAGUAUCUACACGACAUGAAAUUAUAACCAUCAUCAAUGACCUGCACUUGGGUUAACUCGCUGAUCUCAAACCCUACCACUGGAUAGUGCAUCCUCUAGGCAGAAAUGAAGACAAUGUCGGCCAUAUUGAUGUGAGCAGCACAAAUCUACUGUGGUGUUGAUGACAUAGUAUAAGAGAUUCUUACAGUUUCUAGUUAUCGCUGAGAAAGGAUAAACAUUGUCUGAAUAGAAAUUUAUCAACAGUCGCCUCUCUUCCCCCUUAAAUUUGCUCGUGAAUAACUGAUGUCACACCAAGAUGGCUGCCACAAGUCUCAUUAUCUAGUGUUUAAAACGUUAUAAAACUCAUUAGAAGAAAUAUGGGAAGAUAUAUUUUUUAAGUUACAUAGGAAAAGACAUUUGCUUCAUAAUGUAGCUAAUGUAAACACGUCGCGAUACGAUUUGCAGAGAUUUUGACAGACUUUAAGAUCUCAUCUGAUUAUAAAUAUUCUGACUUCAAAAUUGGUUUAUUGAAUACAAAAGGAAACUCUAUCCAGUGUUUUGAGAUCAGUGGGUUAACUUUACUGGGAAGCGUAUUGUGUUUCCACUUUAUAUAUAACUUGUAUAAUUUCUAUGUAAAUAUUGUAUGCAUAAAUUACUUUUCCUAUAACUAGUAUUUGUUUCAACAAAGAUUUUCAUCAAUUUAAUCAUGUAAAAGUUUUAGAUAUAACCUAUAUAAUCCCUGUGUAAAUAUUGAACAUG